Molecule: messenger RNA, 582 nt
Organism: Clarias gariepinus (North African catfish)
Lineage: Eukaryota; Metazoa; Chordata; Actinopteri; Siluriformes; Clariidae
Gene: trappc2l
Product: trafficking protein particle complex subunit 2L
Exons: 5
Coding region: 39-458 (139 amino acids)
Biological process (GO): endoplasmic reticulum to Golgi vesicle-mediated transport
Cellular component (GO): cytoplasm; TRAPP complex; nucleus
Source: RefSeq, a predicted model, not a curated record
GUCACGUGACGUGACUUCCGGCUUGUUGAAAAUCCAACAUGGCGGUGUGCGUAGCUGUCAUAGCGAAGGAGAAUUACCCUCUGUACAUCCGGAGCGUUCCAACGCAGAGUGAGCUGAAAUUCCACUACACAGUGCACACAUCACUGGACGUUGUGGAGGAGAAGAUCUCCGCAGUUGGUAAAGCCAUUGCUGAUCAGCGAGAGCUCUACCUGGGACUGUUGUACCCUACAGAGGACUACAAAGUAUACGGCUAUGUGACAAACUCCAAAGUGAAGUUCGUGAUUGUAGUGGACUCGUCAAACACAUCGCUGAGAGACAAUGAGAUACGAAGUAUGUUCAGAAAAUUGCACAACUCCUUUACAGAUGUCAUGUGCAAUCCUUUCUACAACCCUGGAGAUCAGAUUCAGUCCAAGGCUUUUGACAGCACGGUGUCAUCUAUGAUGGUGCAGUCUUCCUGAAGCUGUAUUUUACGCUGUUGUACAUACAGAAGCUUGUGUCCCCGUUUCUGCAUCUGUGUAUAUGUCUAUUGUAUAAAGUUAGAUAUUUUCAAUUAAUAAACUGAUUUGCCAGACUGCAAGGAAA